Molecule: messenger RNA, 498 nt
Organism: Aspergillus thermomutatus
Lineage: Eukaryota; Fungi; Ascomycota; Eurotiomycetes; Eurotiales; Aspergillaceae
Gene: arp1
Product: scytalone dehydratase arp1
Exons: 3
Coding region: 1-498 (165 amino acids)
Biological process (GO): melanin metabolic process
Molecular function (GO): scytalone dehydratase activity
Source: RefSeq, a predicted model, not a curated record
AUGGUCGAAAAGAAGCCCAACCUGGCAAUCGACUUCCAAGACUAUCUCGCCUUGAAAAAGGUCCUCUUUGACUGGGCAGACAGCUACGAUGCCAAGGAUUGGGACCAACUUCGAAGCAUCAUCGCCCCGACUCUCACUGUCGACUACACGCAGAUCGGUCUGCGCAAAUGGAUCGACAUGUCAGCCGAAGACUAUAUGGCUAUGGUCACCGAUAUUGACUUCCUGGGUGACCCAACCAUCAAGACCCAGCAUCUGCUCGGCGAGUCCUGGUGGGAGAAGGUCUCCGACACAGAGGUCAUUGGCCACCAUCAGCUUCGGGCCGCCCACCAGGUCUACACGGACAGCAGCUUGCAAACGGUCAAGCUCAAGGGGCAUGGGCAUGCCACCAAUGAGCACUACUACCGCAAGGUCGAUGGCGUGUGGAAGUUUGCCGGCCUGAAACCUACCGUGCGGUGGAAUGAGUACCAGUUCGAGGAUGUUUUCCGUGCGGCGAAGUGA